Messenger RNA from Leptopilina boulardi, 2288 nucleotides. RefSeq names its product mini-chromosome maintenance complex-binding protein. NCBI's taxonomy places the organism in Eukaryota, Metazoa, Arthropoda, Insecta, Hymenoptera, Figitidae. Gene Ontology annotation, molecular function: chromatin binding. The record is from RefSeq and is a predicted model, not a curated record. Gene Ontology annotation, biological process: DNA-templated DNA replication. The transcript is spliced from 8 exons. Bases 209 to 1948 code for a protein of 579 amino acids.
UAUAUACGCAAGUUCGCGCGCUUUUACACGCAUUUUUAUCCUUUGUCGUGUACAACAUUUAUUUAUAUUAUUCCAAAACAAAAUUAUUGUUUAUAUUAAUUAAAAUUGUUUUUAAGACAAUUUCAAUGUGUAUUUUAUAAACAGGUGUAUCUUUUUCAGUGAUUUGAAUAAAAAAUUAAAGAAUCUCAAUUUUUUAUAACCUCCAAAAAUGACAAUGAACGUGAAAGAAUGGACCAGAGAACAUUUCAUGUCAAAUCAAUUGAAUUGCAAGCAGCAUCUUGAAAAUUUAAAUGUAUUUGAGGAAAUUCCUUGUUUGAAUAGUUCAUCUUUGGAUUAUUUUAAAGAAGGUCAACUAGUCAAAUUUCGUGGAAUGAUUCAAGAUAUUUUUAAUCCAGAAUAUUAUUAUGAAAAUUUCGAAGUUAGAGACACAAAUACUGGCGCAUCUUCAAUUCGAAGUGGCAUGUUUAUGGAUUUAAUACAAUGUUCGUCCCAUGAGGAAGUUUCUAUGAAUUCGCCGAGAAACAAACACUCGGAGCGUCAGCCUUUUUUUGUUAUAUCAAUUCCUGGAUUAAAUAAUUGGGCGAAUAGUAAAGGACCAAUUAUUGAUAUUGCCAGUGUAGAGAGGAGUGUAAAUAAAAGAACACACGAAACUGUUGAGGAAGAAUCAAUGGAUUGUUCAGAACCAACUAAAAAGAAAGAAAAAACAUCAGACACUGAUGAGGGUACAAUGGAAAAUUCGAAAAAUAACGAAACAACAUCAAGAAUUGUGUCCAAGGAACAUUUAUUAAAUUUUCCAAUACCAAAUCAAGAUGGAAAAGCUUGUAUCGUGAAGGUUUAUGAAAAUGAAGAGACACACAAGCUAAAUGAUGUGGUUGAUAUUAUUGGUUUUUUAUCUCUCGAUCCAGCUCAGUGUACUGUUAAUGCUGUCGAUGAAUCUAUGGACGAUAUGGAAAUACAAACUCAUAAUCCACCUGUUUCCAUGGUUCCACGAUUGCAUGCAAUAAAAGUUAUACCAUUAAAGAAAAAUACAAUUUGUCGUGAUCCAGUAAUUAUGUCAAAAGCUGAAUUAAUUCGAAGCGAUUUACAAAUGUUUUUGAGUAAACUCUUAUUCGAUGACAUACUCGCAGCUGAAUACUUAAUUUGUCAUUUGAUUUCUUCAAUAUACAUGAGAAAAGAUUGUCUCUGUCUUGGUAAUUUUCCGAUUAAUUUAACUAAAUUUCCAUUGGAAAAAUGUAAAAAUUUUCCAAAAGAGCUUUACGGCGUUAUAUCACAAUUAAUACCAAAAAGUCAUUACUUAGAAUUAACUCUGGAGAGUCUUAACGAUUUGAGUUUUACUCCAAAGAAGGAUUAUCAAUGUAACAGAUUGACAAGUGGAGUUUUACAAUUAAGUGAUAAUACACAUCUUGUAAUUGAUGAAACAUGUUUAACAAUGGGCCAUGUUACACCUUGUGGAAGAACAAAUUAUGAUACACUCAACAAACUCGUUCAGUUUCAGAAAAUUUCUUAUGAUUUUCAAUUUUACAUGGUGGAUUAUGAAACGGACAUUCCAAUUUUAAUUUUAUCCGAGAAUAAAUCUUUCAUACCAUGUGCCACACAAGUACCACUUAAAGUUGACGAAGAAUCAGUUAAUGUUUAUCCACAAGUGCUUGAGGCAGCUAAACAAUAUUUGAAGGAUGAAACUAGAUUGAAUAAUAUCAGACAGUAUUUGAAUAUUUUAAGGCAUGGAAACUUUGAGUUUAAUGAUCAAAUGACAAAGAUUAUACAAGAGGAUUUUGUGAAGAUGCGACAGGUAAAUAAAUCUUUUACAGGUGAUAAUUUACAUACAUUAAUGGUAUUUGCACGACUCAUGGCAUUGUCAUAUGGAAAAAAUACUUUGACUUUGGAAAUAUGGAAAAAAACUUUUGAAUUUGAGGCAGAACGAAUUGGCAGGAUUCCAAUACGUAAUUAAUAUUAAAAUUUAUUGAUUAAAUAAUAUUUUAGAUUAUUAUAGUAAUCCUCUAUGUGAUAAUGACAAAUUUUGAAAAUUUAAAAAACAAAUCUAUUUUAUCCACUAAAUAGUUCUGCUUGACAGAAUAAAAAAAAAAAAAUUAGUAAAAUGUCUUUCAAAAAUUUUUUCUAUUUAUAUUUUUCUAUUUUUCUUGUAAUCAGAGACGUAUAAAAUGCCUUAAUCUUUUUUAUUAUUAUUAUUAUUAUUAUUAUUAAUUUAAUGCAUUUGUACUUUUUUUUUGUAAAUAAUGUAUGAAAAGUCAACAUAAAUAUUGUGAAUAAGAGUAUUUAUUGUGUCUUUA